AUGGAAAACUAUCAGAAGAUCGAGAAGAUCGGAGAGGGCACGUAUGGCGUCGUUUACAAAGCUCGGGACCUAAGCAACCAGGGUCGCAUCGUGGCUCUGAAAAAAAUCCGCCUUGAGGCGGAAGAUGAGGGAGUACCGAGCACGGCCAUUCGCGAGAUCUCCCUGCUGAAGGAAAUGCACGACCCGAAUAUCGUUCGCCUGCUUAACAUCGUCCACGCUGAUGGGCAUAAACUAUACCUCGUCUUCGAGUUCCUUGACUUGGACCUGAAGAAGUACAUGGAAGCACUUCCUGUUAGCGAGGGUGGUCGAGGGAAGGCAUUGCCAGAUGGGUCUUUAAAUAUGAGCCGAUUGGGACUUGGAGAAGCCAUGGUCAAGAAAUUCAUGGCUCAGCUGGUCGAGGGCGUCCGUUACUGUCACAGUCAUCGGGUCCUGCACCGUGACCUGAAACCUCAAAACUUGCUGAUUGAUCGCGACGGCAACCUUAAGCUGGCAGAUUUCGGCCUAGCAAGGGCUUUUGGCGUCCCGCUCAGAACGUAUACUCAUGAGGUUGUUACUCUCUGGUAUCGAGCCCCAGAAAUCCUCCUGGGCGGACGGCACUACUCUACCGGGGUGGAUAUGUGGUCUGUUGGUGCCAUCUUCGCAGAGAUGUGCACCCGUAAACCACUGUUCCCCGGGGAUUCUGAGAUUGACGAAAUAUUCAAAAUUUUCAGAAUACGUGGUACUCCCGAUGAGAGAAGUUGGCCCGGCGUGACUUCGUUCCCGGACUUCAAAAGCUCCUUUCCCAAAUGGAGACGGGAAGACAUCCGAAAGAUUGUUACCGGCCUAGAAGAAAGCGGGCUCUUGCUGUUGGACGCGAUGCUCGAAUAUGAUCCUGCACGUCGCAUCUCUGCGAAACAAGCCUGCGUCCACCCAUACUUCCGUUCCUGCAGCUCCACCUACUCUGGGCGAAGCAAAACAAAUUAUCAAUGA
Coccidioides posadasii C735 delta SOWgp is the source of this 969-nucleotide messenger RNA. RefSeq names its product Cyclin-dependent kinase catalytic subunit (gene CDC28). Gene Ontology annotation, molecular function: cyclin-dependent protein serine/threonine kinase activity; cyclin binding; ATP binding. NCBI's taxonomy places the organism in Eukaryota, Fungi, Ascomycota, Eurotiomycetes, Onygenales, Onygenaceae. Gene Ontology annotation, cellular component: cytoplasm; nucleus; cyclin-dependent protein kinase holoenzyme complex. Gene Ontology annotation, biological process: regulation of G2/M transition of mitotic cell cycle; G1/S transition of mitotic cell cycle; protein phosphorylation. The record is from RefSeq and is a predicted model, not a curated record.